AUGGCUGACUCAAAUGAGCCGUACGUGGUGGUGGGAAGCCAGUACUGCGUGCCGGAAGAGACGGUGCUUAAACUGAAGGAGAAGAUGUGGUCGCUGCGUGAGAAGGCCGAGAUCCGCGACGGUCAGGAACAACUGGUGUUCAAAACUGAGGAUAAGGCAUGGGACAUCAAGGAGCGCAAAACCAUUUACAACGCCCAGGAUGAGCCUGUUUGCUCUAUGGUCAGCAAGUUGUUCUCUAUCAGCGACACCACAUACCUCUGCGCUGGCGCCGACCCGGAUCCCGACCACGCGCUACUCACCGCCAAGAAAGUCAUCCUCACCUGGUCUCCCAUUCUCAAUGUUUUCCUGAAAGGGAACACGUCAACUGAUAAUCCUGACAUCAUUCUCAAGGGCGAUUUUGUUCAGUACGACUUCAACAUUACCACCUCCAGCGGCCGUAUUUUGGCAAAGGUGGACCGUAAGUUUGAUGCUGCAGGUGCUUUCUUGGCGGCUCAGACAUACGUGGUGCAUAUCAAGCCCAAUGUAGACAGGGCUCUGAUUAUGGGCCUUGUUGCUAUGGCUGACAAUAUAUUUGUCAACAAAGUAGACGACUAG
Messenger RNA from Closterium sp. NIES-65, 594 nucleotides. The record is from the annotation of a GenBank genome assembly. NCBI's taxonomy places the organism in Eukaryota, Viridiplantae, Streptophyta, Zygnematophyceae, Desmidiales, Closteriaceae.